AUGGCAGCAACGAUCAGUCCUUCACGCACACAUUGUAGCCAGCCAAAAGACCACCACAAGCUGUCCCACCAACUUGCGGGUUCCAUUUCAGGAAGUCUGCAUCACUGAUCCCAUACUUCUUCUCGAUCGACUGGCACGUGUCUCCCUUUGCGACAGCAUACCAGGUCUUGGACCCGCACACCGAUCCCGGCUGCGUCGGUGUCGGGUGGGCAACGGUGCAAGGCGUGGCCGUUCCCGGAACACCAACGCACACGUAGUAGCCGGCCUGAAGACCGCUGCAGUGGUGCUCAACUCAUUGAAAUUCCCCUCGUGCCAAGCCAGUUUUGCGCGCGUUGUGGCAGCACGGACGGCAAUAUGUCUGAACUUGAGGACUAUAUUGCCAUAGUGAGGGCGCGUGAGACCCAGACCUGGGGCUUUGCCAUCUACAAAAUCGCCUACGGCGCGACAACCGACGUACCCUGGCAGUCACUUCUCGAGGCUAUCCGUGCCAACGUUCGGACAGAAGUGCUCGGCCUCCGGGUCCCGCGCGGGGGAAACCCGCCCAACUUCUCUGACGAGGAGACGCAGAGAUGCGAAGAAUUCUUGUCACUGCUUAAACUUGAUAUCAAGGAGGACCAGAGCAUUCUGGAAGGCAUGUCUAUGGACUGUGUACGGGAGAUGAUCAAAGAAACCGACCCGCGGCCGACGGACGACAAGCCCCUCGGCGGGACCUUGACAACACUACAAGGCGUCUUCCUGUACGUCGAUGACGAGGUGUUGGAAGCGGCCCAGACUCCAACUAGCUCUCGUCCUCUGUGGGUAAAGAUGGUGGAGCUUGACUACAAACUAGAGCAGCAUAGGGGAAACAGACGAGUCGGCCUUCAAAGCUACUUCGGGUGGAUGAAACUGUCAACUGGGGGCUUUUUUCAAUUGUGGCGGGACCUGGAAGGCCAGGAUUUGUGGAAACUUGCACCACAGAACUCAGAUGAGAGACUACUGACGAUAUGGGAUGGGGUUUUGAAACAACCAAAUGUAAAAUACAGGCGCCUGUAGGGGAUGCCCUUGGCAAGGCAGAUGUCUCCGCAGUCCCGCCCGGACUCCACCAUGUGCCACUUGCCGCAGUUGAGCGUCGUCCCCUUGGCGACAGUCACGCCCUCGGGCGGGGACACGACGCUGCGGUAGUAUCCGGUGCCAACGCCCCCAGUUCCCGAGCCCGGACCGCUCGGGAUGCUGCCAUUGCCGGGAGUCUGUGACGGCUGUAUCGUGGUGGUCGGCGUCGCUGUUGAUCUACCACCCUGGGGUCCAAUGCAGAUGCUCUUGCCGUACCAAUCCGUCAAGAAAAUAACAAUAGUAAUAGCGGUGCAGCUGUUGCCAACUUGCCAACUUGCCACCUUGCCACCUGCCUGCAGAGCAAAUGGC
Phialemonium atrogriseum is the source of this 1398-nucleotide messenger RNA. RefSeq lists its product as uncharacterized. Lineage: Eukaryota; Fungi; Ascomycota; Sordariomycetes; Cephalothecales; Cephalothecaceae. The coding region runs from base 355 to 1032 and encodes 225 amino acids. The record is from RefSeq and is a predicted model, not a curated record. The transcript has a single exon.